Messenger RNA from Rhopilema esculentum, 5608 nucleotides. Its product is annotated as DDB1- and CUL4-associated factor 1. NCBI's taxonomy places the organism in Eukaryota, Metazoa, Cnidaria, Scyphozoa, Rhizostomeae, Rhizostomatidae. The record is from RefSeq and is a predicted model, not a curated record. Gene Ontology annotation, biological process: protein ubiquitination. Gene Ontology annotation, cellular component: nucleus; Cul4-RING E3 ubiquitin ligase complex. Gene Ontology annotation, molecular function: protein binding.
AUUACAUGAAAGCUAGAAGUGAACGAGAUGUGGAACUAGGCAAAAUUGGCCUAGAAAAAAUUGUUGAAUUGUUCAAGAUAAGGAAUUAUCCCUGACCAUUAUUGUGACAUGUGACAUAGUACCGUGUCCAGCUUUUCAAAAGUUGUAAGAAAAUCUGCGUUUGAAAAGAAUAUCUUUAAAGAAUUUUUCAUAUAUCGUUACACCAAGUUUCGCCUUAUGGCAUGUGAAUACCGGAUGCUGAAAAUAAACCAGUUUACUGCAGACGAAAACCAGGCAGGUUCUCAAACGAUUUAAUGCCAGCCUACCUCUGGAAAUCAACUACGAUACGAUUGCAUUCCAUUUUAUCACAAAUUCACUAGUAAAUCACAAAACUGUGAAAAUAUUGCAAUGUCACCUGGCGAAAAAUGAUUUAUCAAAUCUAUUUGUCUGUAAUUAAAGCCUGGUAACUGAUCAUACUGGACUACAUCGCAUCAAUAAGUGUCCAAGGAAAUCUUAACUUAUUUUUAAUAUUUAAUGCAAUAACAUAAAAUAAACGGAGGAUUUCGAACUUCUCGCACCGUCUCUUGGGUUUCUUUUAUCCGAAAUCAUUCAGUAAAUACUGUAGGUAAUUGAAAUAAAAUUGUUUGGUACAAAGAAUUUAUCAUUUUACCUUGCUAGGAAUUUGUGAUGAAUUCUGAACAACCUUUCUUGCAGAUCAAGAUCCUUUUCCUAAAUUGAAUCAUUUUCAUCUGCAAAUGUUUUUGAUAACAUUCAUUUUCCAAGGCCGUCGGAAGCGAGGGGGGCUGGAGCCCGUUAAUAAUUGACAAACUGUGUUGUAUUUUCUUUGUUAUAGUGUACUGAAUAGGAAGCAAUACAAGAGGCAGCCCCUCUUUAAUAUAAAUUUUUGCUUCUACGACACUGUUUCCUAAGGUUGAAAUAUCGGGGCCAGCGUGACGUCACAACUGAAAAAAUUAUAGAGCAUGCGUACUUGUUUGUUUUUGGAUGGCUUGUUCUGGAAGCAUGCUGCAAAGAUGGUGGAUUUUAACGUGAUUUUCAGAAAGUUCGGAUGGUAUGCCUUUCUAGCUGGUUUUUGAUAACUGCUUUUUUUGUAGUGACUGUUGAAGCAUUAAAAGACAUCGUAUAUAUCAAAGAUGGGAUCAAGUUAUCCAUGGUUGAAUUUAGAAGACACUGCCAUACUUGAACUGCUUCAUAAGUGGGAAAAGGAAGAUGCAGAAGGGAACAGAAAGCCAACCGAAAUCCUUAAAAGUUUAUCAGAAAAAGUUGAAGAGCAAUAUGAGCAAUUCCUUGGGCUGGUUCCAGACCCAUUUGAUGACAGACAUCCUUUUCUUUCACCUUUAGCUCAAUCUUACCCGGACUGUAAGUUUGGUGACACUUUGCGCCUGAUUAUUGGGGAAAAGGAAUUCAUGCAUAAGCUGACAACAUCAUAUUUUGCAAAUACAGAUGACGAUUUUGAAUUGAACUGCCAAGCUGCUAGGCUGUUGCUCAAUAUCUUGUCAGGAAUGGAAGGGAAAAUAUUCGAGGAUUGGGAAAGUGUUGGAAAAAUCUGUUACAAGUGGGGAAAGGCAGGCAAAGAACCAUUACGAUCAUAUGCUAUUGAUAUAUUGGCCGUAGGGAUGCAGAACGAAGAAAAUGCUGGAAUUUUCAAGGAGGAAAACCAAGCAAUGGUUCCCAUUGUGCUUAAACGGUUAAAAUGUUUGAAGGAAAUCCCUGAUCUCAGCACUCCGGCUAUUCAGAAUUGCAGCAAACUAUCCGUGAAGGCAAGUUCAAAAAGCUCAUCGAGACACGUCAGGUAUUCAUCUGGUAAAAUUCAAAAGAAGAAGGAAGAGGAAGGCACGCCAACUAGUUCAAAAACAAAACAAGCCGAUCAACAGUAUACCAAAAAAUCUUUGCAAGAAGCAAUUGAGAAACCUGCUGGAGAACAAACCGAUAAUGAGAAAUCGGAAGAGAGCAAGGCUGAAGCAAAAGAUGGUAAAGAAAGCCAGGGAAGUGCCACGAGUUCUCAGUGGCAAGAACAACUGAAGAUUGCAAAAGAGGCAAAAAGUGCGAAGGCGAAGAGGUAUGGGUACAAAAAGCCCACCUGGUGCUUAUGGCCUCUAACUGUUGGUUCCCAGCAAAGAUCGUUGGUUGGAUAUGUGACGUCACUUGGACAGUACCAGGAGCUUCUCAUCUACGCUUUUGAGCACGAUGCUCUAGAACUUAUAUUCUACUACACCAACGUGAAAAUGCAGAAGGACCCGAUCCUGGCUCUUCGUGGUUUAGAGUACCUUUCUGCUUUGAUGUGUCACAAGAAGUUUGUAACAGAGUUUGUUGCUAGAGGUGGGGUGCAAAAACUACUAGAGAUACCAAAGCAGUCGACGUCAUCCACUGGAGUCUCCGUCUGUUUGUAUUACUUGGCGUAUAACGAUGAUGCCAUGGAACGGGUGUGCCUUCUACCCCAGCCAAUGCUAACAGAUCUGGUGAAAUACGCGUUGUGGCUCAUGGAUUCUGGCAUCCACGACUCGGCUCGUUGUUAUUCUACGCUGUUUUUCUCUCUUGUGUUCACGUUCCGCGCCAUCUUGGAUUUGUUUGUCUCCAUGGAUGGCUUACGAAGACUCAUCAACACUGUAACUGUUCUUAGCAUUCUCCGACCCGAAGAAGCCAGACUUAUGGCGAACGACGAAUCAUUUGGGAUGAGGCAGAUUAUCAAACAUACUCUCUUAGCAUUGCGACGGUUCUUUGAAGCUCAGCUCUCAAUUAAAGCUGAUGAAAUCAGACGAAAAAUUGCACGAAACGAAGGAACCCUUCCUCCACAACCAAUUCCUGCUUACAAAGCUGUUCCUUUCUCUCUGAAUCAGCAUCUUGAAAACAUUCAGCUACUUAUUGAAAAUUCAGAAGAGAUUUCAGCAUGGGUGCCAUUGUUGGCUUUCAAGAAACUAGGAGGAAUCCAGCUUCUGUUCCAGAUUAUAUCAUUUGCGUCAUCCGGAUGGGAAGGGUACAGCAACAGGAAUGAAGUUGUGAAAUCGGCCUUAGAAAUCCUACUUGUGCUGUCUGUGAACCCAAAAGUUCAGCUUGCAUUUUGUCAAAACGUCCCCCUUGAAGCGGAUGACAGCCAGUCCGGAAUAAGCUUAUUGGUUCGUGCUGCAGAAGGAACACUGUUAAAAGGCGAUGGAGAAAUCCAAAAAGUUGCUCUUCAGAUCUUAUGCAACUGUGUCUGUGCUCCAAAAGCCAAGUCUAAGAACAUCCCUGCUGUACCACGCACUUUUGCAAGACCAUUGAAAGUUGAGGAUGUCUCGCAUAAAAUGUGGAAUGCUGUGCGAAUGCAGAAUGGGAUCAAAGUUCUUCUUGGUCUGUUGAAUACAAAAACGCCAAUCACCGAGGCUGACGCCAUCAGAUGUUUAGCUUGUAAGGCCUUAUGUGGGUUAUCAAGAAGUGAUCGGAUCCAGCAAGUUCUCUUAAAGUUGAUUUUCACGUUCAGUGGUCAGCUGCAAAUGUUGAUGAGGGAACCGGUACUCCCAGACAAAACUAACGAGCAUGUUAAGUUUUGUAAGUAUGCCUCGGAGUUGAUUGAAAAAAUCACAGGGAAGGUUUUAACAGAACAUGGAUCACCAAUGGCGAUGCUCCAUACUCUAAAAAAGGCUGAUGUUGUAUCUCAAACUCACAUUUCUUAUUCCGAAAAAGAACUUCUGCAGCUGAUCGUGAAUCACUUGAAAACUAAAGGAUUUAAUGCAGCUGCAAAGACUCUUCAAAAGGAGGCAAAUCUUACUAAUACGAGGCAGAGCGAAAUUAGUAAAGACGCAGCGUUUCUCUCCCCAGUCCCUUCGAAGAAACUGAAAUCUUCAACAAGCCAUCACCGGACACCGGAAACUACACUUACCUAUGGAGACAGUACACCUGGAACUCCUUCUAUUUAUCGCCCGGAACCGGAAAAAUUGUUAGACCGGCUUGAGAUGUCAAAAGGAAGUACCUCACAAAAUAACAAUAAUAAUUUCCAACCGACCCUCGACAACAUCGUUCGGAACUAUCUCCGGGAACAACAUGCACGAUGCCGGAACCCGGUCACAACCUGUCCUAAAUUCUCGUUGAUAAGGCCCCAUCAAUGCCCGGAGCCUCACUACAAAAUGCACGCACCCACUAACAUUAUGAGCCGGAUGUUCCAUCGUCAGAUCCAACCAAGACAUGGUGGAAAAAUGGGUGCUAAAUUCAAUCGAAAGUUCGUCUACAGUCGGUUUCGAUCUGUCGGUACGAUUGAAGACAACGAAGGAAUGGCAUCGUUUACCUGUGCGAAAUUCCUCCCUGAUGGUGAUUUAAUCUUACUUGGAACCAAAGAAGGAGAAGUGAAAAUGUUUAAUAUUUUCUCUGGCCUGGAAGAAGCGCACUACCCUUGUCACAUGCAACCGAUUUCAAGCUGUGAACCUUCAAAGGAUUUGAAUUUGCUGUUGACGGCAAGCCCGUACUGUCAACCAUCAGCCGCACUUUGGACGUUCUUCAAUUCUCCGUUUUUCGAAAAAAAGCUAAGUUUCCAUGGUGACAAUCACGUCAAGUUCAGCACGGCUCAGGACCAGGUCAUUGGCACUGCAGACUACACCGCACAUAUCUACGAUUUGACGACCGGGAGGCUGAUUUCGACUCUGGCUGAUCCGCGAAACAUCAACCGGUACCAUAAGAAUAUUGCCACUUUUAAUAACACGGACGAUCUUGUGCUUAAUGAUGGCUGCCUUUGGGAUGUUCGAUCGUCCAAGCUCCUGCACAAAUUCGAUAAAUUCAAUGAUUACGUCAGUGGCGUGUUCCAUCCUUCUGGUCUGGAAAUUAUCAUCAACUCUGAGAUCUGGGAUAUCAGAACAUUCCAUUUGCUAGACACAUGUACAUCCCUUGACCAGUGCAGAUCGAUUUUCAAUAACAAAGGAGAUGUAAUUUAUGGAGUAAAGCACGUUCCAAUGGAUCCGCAAACUGAAUAUAUAUUUGGCAGCAACGUUUUGCUCGGUCCAUAUGAUUAUACGUUCCGGACUUUUGAUUCGUAUGACUUCUCAGUGAUCGCUACAAUCGAUAUCAAGAAGAUGAUUUUCGAUCUUUGCCCUGACAACAAUGAUACACUAGUAGCAGUUAUAGAGGGAAGUUCAAAUGCAGGGGAGAUUGAAAGUAUUUGCAGACUUUAUGAAGUUGGGAGACAGAGGUUUAUUGAUGGGGAAGACAGCGACGAGGAACAGGCGGAAGAUGAUGGGAAUGACGAGAUCAAUGAAGAUGACGAGGACGAAUUUGACGAUGCAAUGGACACCCUGGAAGAUCUGUUACUUGACGUGGGGGAUGUGGAAGAAGACGAAUUCGAUGAUUUUGAAGACUUUGACGACGAGGACGAUGAUGAGGAUGAUGAUGAUGAAGGCGACGAGGACGAUGAUUUUGAUGACGAUGAUGACGACGACGAUUUUGAAGAUGAUUUUGAUGAUGAUGUUGACUUAGGACCUGACGAGGAAGAUGCGAACGAUGGUAAUGAAGAAAUUGAGGACAGAGAUGUACAAAGCGUUCUUGAUGAAGACGAAUAUCGGUGGUAUGAUGUUGAAAAUUAAAAACAAUAUUUUAUAUCCAGUAAAGCCAUGGUUUGUAAAUUAUCGCUUUAUAAUAAAUUCCAAAUUUU